UCAGAAAAAAAUCCCGGAUGACAAACUUCUAAAACAACGAAACAGGGCGCGAGACAACAAGAAGGCGGUGGAGUGAUUUAUGAAAUUUACCUGUUGAGACCUCAAUUAAUGGGACAUUGAGAUUAACUAACAAACUUCACUGCACCUUCGUCGCCCUAGUGGAUGUGGGCACCAUGCAGACCAUAAAAUGUGUGGUGGUGGGCGAUGGUGCCGUGGGUAAGACCUGUCUGCUCAUCUCCUACACGACCAACGCUUUCCCGGAGGAGUACAUCCCCACCGUGUUCGACAACUACAGUGCCCAGAUCAGCGUCGACGGCCGGGCCAUCAGCCUCAACCUGUGGGACACGGCGGGGCAGGAAGAGUACGACCGGCUCCGCACCCUCUCCUACCCGCAGACCAACGUCUUCAUCAUCUGCUUCUCCAUCGGCAGCCCCUCCUCCCACGCCAACGUCCGACACAAGUGGCACCCCGAGGUGUCCCACCACUGCCCAGGAGUUCCUGUUCUGCUGGUGGGCACCAAGAAGGACCUCCGAGGGGACGCGGAGGCCGUGAAGAAGCUGAAGGAGCACGGUCUGGCUCCCACCACCAUACAGCAGGGCAACGCUUUAGCCAAGCAGAUCGGGGCUGUCAAAUACCUAGAGUGCUCGGCUCUGAUGCAGGAAGGCGUCAGGGAGGUGUUUGCGGAUGCUGUGCGCGCCGUGCUUAACCCCGUCGCUAAGAAAACGCCCAAAAGGUGUGUUCUGUUAUAACCAUGUGCCUAAGACUGUGGGGAGACUGGAGGAAGAGACUGAAAUGAUUGGCUCUGCCAGUUUGGUUCCAGUAGGCCUUCCACAUUCAAACCCUUGCCAUUGUAAGCUUUGCCAGGCUUCUUUAUUACGCAAAUAGAUUAUAAUUUUUCUUUCCGUUUUUAAGAGGUCCUCACCACUAGCCGUGGUUUUUUUUCAUUGAUUCCACCGACCUGCCUAUGGAUUUUUAUGUCACUGAAAUCGAAACACCAAAGUGAAGAUGGCAGGGAGAUUUCAGAACGUGUCUUGUCUUUGUAGCCACCUGAAGUGCCCCUACCAGCGCUGUGAUCAACACCACAUAUUUCUCACUCUUCCCAUGUCAGGCCAGUCUUUUAAUGACAUUUCCUUUCAGCCCUGUCCUCUAUGUCAUGACAAGGCAUUCGUAAAUCAUUUAUUGUGUGCCUUAAAUAGCCAAUAUGUAAAAAAAAAAACUCUCUGUGCCACUGAUUGCAAAACCUUUGCUCUUAUUGGAUGAAGGAAUGCACGAAUGCAUGUGCUUCAACCAUGUCAAGUCUCAGGACACGCAAUACUGCACCGCACCGAGACCAAAAAAGAGUGUCUAGCAGUGUCAACCUAAAUACAGACACACUUUGAUUAGAUCGGUCUGUUUUCCAGAGCUUGUGUGGUUGCUCCCCCUCCUCCUCGACUGCACUCCGUAAACUAUGAGCUUGGAAUGCGCACAAUGCUUUAUUGUCAAAACAACGUGCUGAUUGUCUCAGUGGGUACAGAUUUGGUUGUCCAUGUCUGCUAAGUAAACAAAAGUCACAAAGAUUUAAUCUAGCCGUAUCAUCAGAGGAACGGAACAAUCGGGAAGGAAUCGUUCAUCAAGCGAUUUGCAAGAGAUUGUUUACUACCCCUAGGUUGUCCAUUCCAUUGGUGACCUGCUAAUGAGUAAUAGGCUAACUUUUGUCACAAGACAGGUUUAAACCACAAGUUAAAUACAUUCCAUGUCCAGUUGCAACUUAUUUACAUGUUGAAUUUUGCCACUCUAGGAUUCCAUAUUCCUGUACACUUUCUUAACAGUUUGUGCUCUUACAUGGAGGUACUAUGACAAAGGUACCACAUUUAGCUGCAAUGCUACACAUGUGUGGCUAACUCUGUUAACUUAUCAUUGUCUUUUCAUAUGAUUGAUUGUGAACCAUUUCAACUGUAAAUUGAAUACAGAACGGAUGCGAGGGUGCUUUUAUCCAGAUGGUUAUUUCCGAUUUAAAACGGGUCUGCCUCGUGCCUUUUGUGAUGUGAUAUCUGUACCUACAGAGAUAGAAAACCUUUAUUUCCGAAGGACCACAAGGCUUGCUGAUACUCAUCACAUUUCAAUUCAAGCUAAAUACAUAUUUAAAGUCUUGUCCUGUUGACUAAAUUUGAUUUAAGUUGCCCUGUGCUUUAAUCACCAAGACACAUUGCACCUACCAGUGCCAAGGACAUUAACAUUUUUUGUUCAGUGCUUGACUUGGUUAUAUAUUUUUGAUCUAAUCUUUUAUUUUCACAGUAAGAAAGCCAAUUUACAUUAUAUUUUACUAUUUUUACUGUGUGUGUAGUAACAGUUUACCUACUUUAUUAACCUUGAUAACAAGCUUUUUACCCUCUAUUCUAUGUUCAUUAUAUAAGCUUUGUAAUCAAAGACCUUGUAAAAGAAGGCAACCAAUAUUAUGGCAAUUUGUCAUUUGCGUCACAGGUUAAUAAAACUAUGUACACAAAAUAAAUAUUUGACCCCUUGCCAAAUACAUUGAGUAAAGGAAACGGUAAACUUGGCUAAUGUACUGGCCAAUUUUGAAUUGGUCAGAUGAACUAUUCUGCUCAUGUGGUUGUUUGGACCUCUGGAACAGGCACAACCGAGGGACUAUCAUCAGGUUUAAACUUUAAACCCAUUGCCUUCUCCAGCCCUUUACCUCCGAAGGGAUAACGUGGCCUUGAAGUGCCUGUCAGCAAUGUGCAUGGAAUGCAUUGUGGAAUUUGUAAGUUGAUACGAAUUUUUAACUGCGACAUAAAUCACAUUUGUAUUACGUGAUAUUGUAAAGGAUAUCAGUCAUGCCAAAUAAAUUCAUGGGUUAACACUU
Osmerus eperlanus (European smelt) is the source of this 2842-nucleotide messenger RNA. Its product is annotated as rho-related GTP-binding protein RhoG-like. The transcript is spliced from 2 exons. Gene Ontology annotation, biological process: regulation of cell shape; motor neuron axon guidance; small GTPase-mediated signal transduction. Gene Ontology annotation, molecular function: GTP binding; protein kinase binding; GTPase activity. Bases 174 to 749 code for a protein of 191 amino acids. The record is from RefSeq and is a predicted model, not a curated record. Gene Ontology annotation, cellular component: cell projection; cytoplasmic vesicle; cytoskeleton. NCBI's taxonomy places the organism in Eukaryota, Metazoa, Chordata, Actinopteri, Osmeriformes, Osmeridae.